Messenger RNA from Alternaria atra, 360 nucleotides. RefSeq lists its product as uncharacterized. Lineage: Eukaryota; Fungi; Ascomycota; Dothideomycetes; Pleosporales; Pleosporaceae. The coding region runs from base 1 to 360 and encodes 119 amino acids. The transcript is spliced from 3 exons. The record is from RefSeq and is a predicted model, not a curated record.
AUGCAGUUCACCCUCCUCCUCACCCCCCUCCUCGCCGCCCUCGCCCUCGCCGCCCCCGCCGACAUUGACGCUCGUCAAACCGGCUCUCUCCGCGUCCAACUUUCCAACGACGCCGUCGACACAGCUGUCCAGCGCAAUAUCCCCGCUGAUGGCUCCCGUGUUUCUAUCCGCGCCAACUUUGCUGGCUUGGGCCGCCCCGUCCGCGCUAAUCGCGCUUUGAUUGUUGGAGCUGGAAACGGGAGGUGCAAUAUCUUCAGCGAUGCUGCGGGGACUAAGAGGGUUGCUACUAUUGUCGCCGGUGGCGAUGAUGUCGACUUUGGCCAGACUAACCUCGAUAAUGGAGUCAUUGUUUGCCAGUAG